Messenger RNA from Anisakis simplex (herring worm), 825 nucleotides. NCBI's taxonomy places the organism in Eukaryota, Metazoa, Nematoda, Chromadorea, Rhabditida, Anisakidae. The record is from the annotation of a GenBank genome assembly.
AUUCUCGCGUGCAACGGAUGUAGUGGAUUCUUCAAGCGAAGUGUUCGCAGACGUCUGAUUUAUCGUUGUCAAGCUGGGACAGGAUCAUGCAUUGUUGAUAAAGCGCAUCGUAAUCAAUGCCAAGCGUGUCGACUCAAAAAAUGUCUCAGUAAAGGAAUGAAUAAAGAUGCAGUGCAAAACGAGCGACAACCGCGUAACACAGCCACUAUUCGACCCUCACCACAAAUCGAUUUCACAAAUUCGGCACUCCUGUUUAGAAAUUAUGAGUUGAAAAGUGGAAUUAACUGGAAUCGUUUAAGUGAUUAUGGUGGUGCGAUAACGACGACAGUUGGGCUGAAUGGUCAAACACCUGAUUCAACAUCGAUGACCACAAAAAGUACAUCACCUGUUGAUAAUGAUAACGUGGAUGGAGAGGUUACUGAUUACUUACGUAACACUCCUGGAAGAGGGUUGGAAUGUCCAUUGCUAAGCAACGCAAUUACUUCAUCGGCUAAUGUCCUCAGUUAUCUGCAAGAUUUAUUCGUUCGAAUUCGAAAUCAUAGCAUCGACCAAGGAGAGUUUGCAUGUCUCAAAGCACUCGUUCUAUUUCGGCCAGAAACCCGUGGCUUGAAGGAUUAUGCACAAGUGACCGAACUUCAAGAUCAAACUCAGCAAAUGCUUGCACGUCAUUCAACAGCUUUCGGUCCUACAAGAUUCGGUCGAUUAUUAUUACUACUGCCAUUAUUACGUACAAUUGGUGCCGACAAGAUUGAGAAGAUGUUUUUUGAAGCAACCUUUGGUGGAACACCAAUCGAAAAAUUAAUUUCUAAAAUGUACAAACGAUGA